CCCCUCUAAGUGGCCCCCUUUAGUAAAACAACUGUCACCCCAACCAUCCUAUUGGGUACAGGAACGAAAUUUUCACAAAAUAUUAUUUGUUAUUCGACUGUAUUUAAAGUAUACUAUUGCCACUGCAUCUAAUUUUAAAAUUCUCUAGUAUUGUUCAGUACUUUAUCUAAUUAACGAUGACAUCAAAGGACGAGACACCUGAUCAGGAGGUCUACGCUUUUAAUGCUGAUAUCUCCCAGCUUUUAAGCUUGAUCAUCAACGCAUUUUAUAGUAACAAGGAGAUUUUCCUUCGUGAACUCAUUAGCAACGCUAGCGACGCACUGGAAAAAAUUAGGUAUGAGGCAAUCAAGGAUCCAAAGCAAAUCGAGGAUCAACCCGAUUACUAUAUCAGGCUGUAUGCCGACAAGAACAACAACACCCUCACAAUCGAAGAUUCCGGUAUUGGCAUGACCAAAGCCGACCUCGUGAACAACCUCGGUACAAUUGCCAAAUCCGGCACAAGAGCAUUCAUGGAGGCACUGCAAGCAGGCUCGGACAUGUCAAUGAUCGGACAGUUUGGUGUCGGUUUCUACUCAGCAUACCUGGUCGCAGAUAAGGUGACAGUAGUGUCCAAGAACAACGCAGACGACCAGUACGUCUGGGAGUCAACAGCCUCAGGCCACUUUACAGUGAAGAAGGACGACUCGCACGAGCCGCUCAAAAGAGGAACUAGACUAAUACUGCACUUGAAGGAGGACCAAACUGAGUACCUUGAGGAGAGAAGGCUGAAAGAGCUUGUUAAGAAGCACAGCGAGUUCAUUUCAUUCCCAAUCUCGCUCUCAGUAGAGAAGACCCAGGAGACCGAGGUCACUGACGACGAGGCAGAGCUAGACGAGGACAAGAAGCCCGAGGAGGAGAAGCCCAAGGACGAUAAGGUGGAGGACGUUACUGACGAGAAAGUGACCGACGUCACUGACGAGGAGGAGAAAAAGGAGGAAAAGAAAAAGAAGAAGAGGAAGGUCACCAACGUAACGCGUGAGUGGGAAAUGCUUAACAAGCAGAAGCCAAUUUGGAUGAGACUCCCGUCUGAAGUCACCAACGAAGAAUAUGCAGCGUUCUACAAGAACUUAACCAACGAUUGGGAAGACCACUUGGCCGUGAAACACUUCAGCGUUGAGGGUCAGCUUGAGUUCAAAGCUCUACUGUUCGUCCCAAGAAGAGCGCCGUUUGACAUGUUCGAGUCCCGCAAAAAGAAAAACAACAUCAAGUUGUACGUCAGACGCGUAUUUAUCAUGGACGACUGUGAGGAGCUCAUCCCGGAGUGGCUUUCCUUUGUGAAGGGUGUGGUAGACUCAGAGGACCUGCCCUUGAAUAUUUCUAGGGAAACUCUCCAGCAGAACAAGAUCCUCAAGGUCAUCAGGAAGAACUUGGUGAAAAAGUGCCUCGAGCUCUUCAAUGAACUCACUGAGAAGAAGGAGGACUUCAAGAAGUUCUACGAGCAGUUCAGCAAGAACCUGAAGCUGGGAAUCCACGAGGACAACGCUAAUCGCUCAAAGAUCGCCGAACUGUUGAGGUUCGAGACAACCAAGAGCGGAGACGAACUCGUGUCACUCAAGGAGUACGUUGACAGGAUGAAGAGUGACCAGAAGUAUGUGUACUACAUCACGGGAGAGUCGAAGCAGAGCGUAGCCUCAAGUCCUUUCCUUGAGACCCUGAGGGCUCGCGACUACGAAGUCCUGUACAUGACUGACCCAAUUGAUGAGUACGCAGUUCAGCAGAUCAAGGAGUUUGAAGGCAAGAAACUCAAGUGCUGUACCAAGGAGGGCCUGGACCUUGAUGAGGGCGAGGAUGAAAAGAAGUCCUUUGAAGCGCUCAAGGAAGAAAUGGAACCUCUUUGCAAGCACAUCAAGGAAGUGCUCCACGACAAGGUGGAAAAGGUCGUGUGUGGAACAAGGUUUACCGACUCUCCAUGCGCACUUGUCACCAGCGAGUUCGGCUGGAGCGCGAACAUGGAGCGUAUCAUGAAAGCACAAGCUCUCAGAGACUCGUCCAUAACAAGCUACAUGCUGAGCAAGAAGAUCAUGGAGAUUAACCCGAGACAUAGCAUCAUGAAGGAGCUCAAAACUAGAGCUGCAAACGACAAAACAGAUAAAACCGUCAAGGACCUAGUCUGGCUUCUCUACGACACAGCGCUCUUAACCUCAGGGUUUAACCUCGAUGAGCCCACCCAGUUUGGAAACAGGAUCUACAGGAUGAUCAAGCUCGGACUCUCAUUGGACGACGAGGAACACGUAGAAGAGGACUCAUCAAUGCCGCCGCUGGAUGAGCCCGUUGUCGACUCCAAAAUGGAGGAAGUUGACUAAAGUAAUAUAUUCUCUGUAUAA
Molecule: messenger RNA, 2363 nt
Organism: Theileria parva strain Muguga
Lineage: Eukaryota; Apicomplexa; Aconoidasida; Piroplasmida; Theileriidae
Product: HSP90
Exons: 4
Coding region: 177-2342 (721 amino acids)
Biological process (GO): protein stabilization; cellular response to heat; protein folding
Cellular component (GO): protein-containing complex; plasma membrane; perinuclear region of cytoplasm
Molecular function (GO): ATP-dependent protein folding chaperone; ATP hydrolysis activity; ATP binding
Source: RefSeq, a predicted model, not a curated record